Molecule: messenger RNA, 969 nt
Organism: Symbiodinium necroappetens
Lineage: Eukaryota; Dinophyceae; Suessiales; Symbiodiniaceae
Source: the annotation of a GenBank genome assembly
GAUUGGCUAGAUCACGGCGUGCGGCGGCCGAGAUGCAGCUGCCGUUCUGGUCAGGUUGGAGGGUUUAUCUGGCAGCCGAACGCUAGUCGUUUCUCUGGUCAAUGCGUGGACGAAAAUCCUUGUGCUCCUGGAUACGCAGGAGGUCGCAUGAUCGCUUCUAAUGCACACCACGGAAAGCUUUCCGGUUCCACCCAAGUGCGAAUGCUUGGCAAGUGCGAGCGCGUGGUGUGCCCACUCCAUGCCGACAUCGAUGAGUCCGGCUUGUGCCGCUGUCAGCCACCGUACAACGGAAGCCAGAUCAUCUGGGAUGCAGAGCUGCUGAUGUACUCUGGGGAGUGCUCACCCUACUUUCAUUGUCCUCCUCGCACUGUCUAUCGCAAGGUGGAUUUGAGUGUCGUGAACAAACGGCUCGCCUGCGUCUGCCGCGAUGGCUACGCUGGUGGUCACAUGUCUUGGGAUGCGUGGGGACAUCGCGUUUGGCAUGGCGAUUGCCAAGUGGUUGCUUGUCCAUUGGGUGCGCAAAGACAUGGGGAUGGUCUGUGUCACUGUCGCAAUGGUUCAUUGACAUGGGACGCAUUACGAGGCAAGUACGAAGGCCUCUGUGCGCAGGAGCGCAGGCAGAAGCAUGAGCCGUGGAGGCCCCAGCGACCGACCCGGUUGAUACGGCACCGGGGAACCGGCAAGGACGGCCAAGCCCAGACUGAGCACCAGCAACCACCGACGGCAAUUCCAAGGCAGAACCCCAAUCAAUCCAAUCAUCAUUCAAGCAAUGACACACACGAGUCAGCAGUGGCACACCCAGCUGCAAAUCCUGGGACGGCCAACUCUGAGAAGGACACUCCCGUGAAGCCGAGCUCACGCGCCGUGAAGUUCGCUCAUAAGGUCCCCACAGAGGGAGCAGCAGUCUUCUUUCACGCCUUCUGGCACCCAAUCAGAACCUUUGCCGAGCCUAUUCUGCGGUUCGUCUGA